Messenger RNA from Nematocida homosporus, 1215 nucleotides. Its product is annotated as abhydrolase domain-containing protein 1/3. The coding region runs from base 1 to 1215 and encodes 404 amino acids. The transcript has a single exon. Gene Ontology annotation, molecular function: monoacylglycerol lipase activity; short-chain carboxylesterase activity. NCBI's taxonomy places the organism in Eukaryota, Fungi, Microsporidia. The record is from RefSeq and is a predicted model, not a curated record.
AUGCUGAAAAUCACUGGGAGACUUAGUUUGCCUAAUAGUGCUAAUUUGGGGGUGUAUAAAAGGAAUGCAUACUCCUUGUUUUCCUUCGCUUCAACAUUGACGGUUAUUUCUGUGCUUUUAGGACUUAAAUGGGUCUUUUGUAUCUACUCUCUCUACUAUGUCUUUAUGUGUAAAAAGAUAAGCCUGCAUUACCAAAGAACAGCCGAAAACCAAAACAUUGUGGCUAAACUGAAAGGUUUAGAGAAAGUCUUCUAUCCACAUAUUUUAUGGAUGUUUCCUCAGAUUCAAACUAUUGCUUAUGUUGUCCGUAAUAUUCCUAAGAAUGCUUAUCGUGAAGUUGAGAUAGAGCAGGAUGAUGGUGGGUCGUUUUUUGUGCAUAUUUAUGAACCGGUAGAAAGUCCGAAACAUAUGGUUGUUUUAGUCCAUGGUCUGGGAGGAUCGGCUCAUUCUAAGCACGUAACGAUCAUUUGUAACCACUUUUUAAGAGAGGGACAUCGUGUACUGAUUAUGAGUGCUCGAGGGACCUUGCAUAAGUUGAAGACUCCGGUCUUCUUUCAUAUUGGCUGGACGAAGGACUUAGUGCGGACGAUGAAGUAUGCCCUGGAGACUUACUCAGGAACACUUUCUGGAGUGGGGUACAGUUUGGGCGGACACUGGAUGGCUAAAGUCUUUGGGGAAAUAUCAGAUCAUUUUAGUACGGAUGAAUGUGCUCGGAUUAAGGGAGCUAUGGCUAUUUCUAUUCCUUUUGAUUUUGUUAAGAUCGCAGAGUAUAUGAAACGGCCAAUUCCUAAGCGUAUGUACAAUCGAGUCUUUGCCACUAAGAUUCAUAAGUUUGUGGCGCGGAAUCGAGAAGUGUAUGAGGCAGCUGGGUUUCCUAUUGACCAAAUUAUGGCAGCCCGUACUAUGCACGAACUGGACCAGUUACUUACUUUACGUGUCUUUAUGAUCAACGAUAUCAGCGAGCAUUAUUAUCAACAGUCGUGUGUACGAGUGAUCAGUAAGAUAAACAAACCGUUCUUGAUUCUGAAUUCUAAAGACGAUCCCAUUGUGCCGCUCAGUACUAUUCCCAUUAAAGAGUGCCUCAAGAGUACCCAUGUAAUCUUGGCUUUAACUGAGCGGGGAGGACAUAUGGGCUUCUUGGGGUACUGUAAUUACAUGACCUAUGCCGAAGAAGCCGCCAUCGAGUUCACGCGUGCAAUUAUUGAUUUGGAGUAG